UCUGGUUUCUCUCGAUCAAUUUCUGCUUGGGAGGUGUUGUUAGCUUCCCCUUGGUGUGAGGAGUAAGCAUAUAUACUUUAUUCAAGCAUCAAGGAGGUUGAAUGGGAAUUUGAUGCGAGAUGGCGAAACCUACAUCUACGACGGCUCAGCCGUCUUCAGCUCAGCCUCCGCCUCUGGGGAAUGCUUGGGCCGGUAAGAAGUCCUUCGUUUCUGUUCUAUUGGACAAAGCAGAUGCUACGCUAUCAGCUACUACUGGUGCUCGCUAUAAGGGGUUGCCAGCAGCAAACUUCUCAGAGGAUGACAUUCAGAUUCUGGCAGACAAGCAUAAACGAGCUUUGGUUGGUUACUUUUACAAGAGUCGGCCUCCAAUGACUACUCUUCGAAAAUCCUUUGAAAUUAUAGGGUUUAAGGGAGGUUUUCAUUUGGGUUUGCUGGAGAAGAAGCAUGUGCUAAUCAGAUUUGAUCUCGAAGAAGACUAUAUCCGAUGCUGGAAUCGUCAGAAAUGGGAUAUAUACGGUAACGUUAUGAAGGUCACCAAAUGGUCCCCCGACUUUCAACCUAAUGUGGAAUCCCCGAUUGUUCCGGUGUGGUUAACGUUUGAGGGAUUACCAAUCCAUUUGCAUGACAAAAGAGCGAUGUUUGUUAUUGCUAGCUUAAUUGGAACCCCUCUAAAGCUUGAUAUUGCUACUACAACAUUGGCCAGACCAUCUCUUGCAAGAGUGUGCGUAGAGCUUGAUCUAACCAAAGAGAUGCCGUCUAAAGUAUGGAUCCAAACUGGCAAAACAGGGUUUACCCAAUCUGUCAUUUAUGAAAAUAAGCCCCAAUAUUGUCUUUCUUGUCUACACUUGGGGCAUGUUGCUCACAGUUGUCCUAUGAAACUACUGGAGGGGAAGUCUGAAGAGCCUGAGAAGCUAGUGGAGGGGAAAAAAACUAUCAAUGCGGGUUCCAAGUGGGUGGCAAAACUCAAUACUCAACAUACUUCAACGGGGAAAGAAGGGAAGGGGAAUGAUCAACACAGAAUUACAGCGCCAGAAACUUCAGCAAAAGAGAAGGGGAAAGCGAUUGUAGUGUAUGCGCCUGCAAACAAGCAAGUAACUCCUCAGCCUGGCCCUUCCUCCAUGCCUCAAGCUGGUCCUUCCUUCAAGCUGCUGGAUGAGCAGACUAUUAUACAAGAUAAUGCUGAGUCAGACACUGAAGAAAUCUUCCAUGAGGAGCCACCUGCACAGAACAAAGAGGUAGAAUGUCACAAUGAAAAAUGCAGCAUUCAACAUAUGAUACAAGGGGAAAUUC
This is a messenger RNA of Cuscuta epithymum, 1290 nucleotides long. The record is from the annotation of a GenBank genome assembly. NCBI's taxonomy places the organism in Eukaryota, Viridiplantae, Streptophyta, Magnoliopsida, Solanales, Convolvulaceae.